Molecule: messenger RNA, 2503 nt
Organism: Manis pentadactyla (Chinese pangolin)
Lineage: Eukaryota; Metazoa; Chordata; Mammalia; Pholidota; Manidae
Gene: GCGR
Product: glucagon receptor
Exons: 13
Coding region: 485-2269 (594 amino acids)
Biological process (GO): adenylate cyclase-activating G protein-coupled receptor signaling pathway; cell surface receptor signaling pathway
Cellular component (GO): plasma membrane
Molecular function (GO): peptide hormone binding; glucagon receptor activity
Source: RefSeq, a predicted model, not a curated record
AAAGCAGGAGGAGAGCCCUGCAGGCCAAGGACAGCAUCUAACCAAGGAGCCAACCCACUGGGCCAGGGAAGAUGUCCCGGCACGGUGGUGGCCCGACGGUGGCUGACUGCGGAGAGGCAGCCCGGACCGAUCCCAGAGAAAGGCAGGCAGCAGAAUCAGUAUUUGACCGACUGGAGCCCUCAGGACCGUUGGCAGGCCCUCUUUUCCAGCUAGCCAGUUGCCCAUCUGUCCAUCCACCAGUCCAUCGCUGCUCCCUCCUCACCAGAGAGCCCAGAGAAGGGCCUGGUCACAGCCCAGGAGGGGCUCACUCGAGUCAGUCCUAGGGGCCCUGCAGCCAGCUCCCCUGGGAAGUGCUCCCUGCUGCACCUGAAGACCUCACUCCCUUGCUGCUGUGACACUUGGGAACCAGAGUGUGCGCCCACGAGGCUCCUUUGCGCUAGCCGUGCAGCCCCAGCCAGAUGUGGGGGGGCGGCUGCCCAGAGGCAUGCUCCCAGCCCUGCCAUGCGGCCCUCACCUCCUGCUGCUGCUCCUGGCCUGCCAGGUGAGCACUGCCGUCCCCUUGUUCCUGCACCCUGCCAGCCCCACCUGCUGGUGGUCCCACCGUGUGCCUCCACUGUCCCAGCUGCAGGUCCCCGCUGCCCAGGUGAUGGACUUCCUGUUUGAGAAGUGGCAGCUCUAUGGCGACCAGUGUCUCCACAACCUGAGCCUGCUGCCCCCACCCACAGAGCUGGUCUGUAACAGAACCUUUGACAAGUAUUCCUGCUGGCCGGACACCCUUCCCAACACUACAGCCAGCAUGUCCUGCCCCUGGUACCUGCCCUGGCACCACAAAGUGCAGCGCCACUUCGUCUUCAAGCGGUGUGGGCCCGAUGGGCAGUGGGUGCGCGGGCCCCGGGGGCAGCCGUGGCGAAAUGCCUCCCAGUGCCGGAUGGAUGACGAGGAGCUCAAGGUCCAGAAGGAGGCAGCCAAGAUGUACAGCGGCUUCCAGGUGAUGUACACCGUGGGGUACUCCCUGUCCCUGGGGGCUCUGCUCCUGGCCCUGGUGAUCUUGCUGGGCCUCAGCAAGCUGCACUGCACCCGAAACUACAUCCAUGCGAACCUGUUUGCGUCCUUUGUGCUCAAGGCCAGCUCUGUCCUGGCCAUUGACGCGCUGCUCAAGACCCGCUACAACCAGAAGAUCGGCGACGACCUCAGCGUGAGCAUCUGGCUGAGUGGCGGGGCGGUGGCUGGCUGCCGGGCGGCCACGGUGUUCAUGCAGUACGGCGUCAUGGCCAACUACUGCUGGCUCCUGGUGGAGGGCAUGUACCUGCACAGCCUGCUGGGCCUCGCCACUGCCCCCGAGAGGAGCUUCUUCACCCUCUACCUGACCGUUGGCUGGGGCGCUCCCAUGCUGUUCAUCAUCCCCUGGGCGGUGGUUAAGUGUCUGUUUGAGAACAUCCAGUGCUGGACCAGCAAUGGCAACAUGGGCUUCUGGUGGAUCCUGCGCUUCCCGGUCUUCCUGGCCAUCCUGCCCAGGGAGACCGACUGCAUCCUGCCUGGGCAGACAGAGGGAGGCCCCGGCACUCAGCCAGGAUACUGUUCGGUGCCCUGGGCCUCUACCCAUCCUGUGCGCGCCCCAGCUGGCUGCCAGGCCCAUCUGCCAGAGGGACAGAUGGGGCCCAGGGCUCCCCUGAGCCUUGCCCUUCACAUGCAGAUCAACUUCUGCAUCUUCAUUCACAUCCUGCACAUCCUCGUGGCCAAGCUGCGAGCCCACCAGAUGCGCUACACUGACUACAAGUUGCGGCUGGCCAAAUCCACGCUGACCCUCAUACCUCUGCUGGGGGUCCAUGAGGUGGUGUUCGCCUUCGUGACAGAUGAGCACGCCCAGGGCACGCUGCGCUCCGCCAAGCUCUUUUUCGACCUCUUCCUUAGCUCCUUCCAGGUGUCUGCCCCGCCUGUGCACCACUGGUCCCCCCCAUCACCCCUCACCCUUGGGUCUGCCCUGACCAUCUCCUCUCUCCAGGGCCUGCUGGUUGCUGUCCUCUACUGUUUUCUCAACAAGGAGGUGCAGUCAGAGCUGCUGCGGUGCUGGCACCACUGGCGCGGGGGCAAAGCACUGCAGAAGCGCCCUGUUGGCAGCCAUGUGGCCUCAGCCCAGCCCACCGGUGGCCCCUGCAGUGAGAGGCUGCUGCUUUCCAUUGGGGGUGCCAGCAACAGGGCCAGCCAGGACCGCUCUUCGGAGACCCGCUUGGCCGACAGCCUCCCCGGGUUGGAUGAGAGCCCCGUCUGAAGCCCCUGGAGCCCCUGCUGGGGUCAGACUCGGGGGCCUAGAGAGGGCAUCUCCAGGCAGCCCAGGGGAGCCGGGCAGCAGCCCCACUGUCCUCAUGGCCUCUCCUCCCACGCCUGCUCGGUGCCCAGGGUGGUGGGGAAGCUGCCCUGUGAGUGCACGCCUGCACAUCCCGCCACAUGUCAGCAUGCCCAGGGCUGAGGAGUUGCGUGUCCUCCAAUAAAGAGCUGGAUGGUG